Messenger RNA from Nothobranchius furzeri (turquoise killifish), 2928 nucleotides. The record is from RefSeq and is a predicted model, not a curated record. Lineage: Eukaryota; Metazoa; Chordata; Actinopteri; Cyprinodontiformes; Nothobranchiidae.
UACGCUUGUGGGACUGGUACACGUUUUUUUCCCCUCUGUUCUAAGUUUUAUUAAGUUGAAAGUUAAUGUAGUCUCAAAUCGAAUACAAUACAUUUUAUAACUUGUUUAAAUGUCACACCCAGUGCAUUUAAAACGAGCCCGUGCUUUAGUCUUGCGAUAACGGAAAUAAAAAAAGAAGAGAAGUUCGAGCUGGAUCGCCUAACGCUUACCAAAUUUCCUGUUCCUUUGUGGAAGACUUACCGAGAGCUGCUGACGAGAGGCAGUGACGCAAAAACACACAUUAUACGAAAGCAGCUGUGUGGACUGGCGCUCAGGACUCUUCGGUGCAAACAUUUGUGGGUUUUAUCGUUCCUGGUGGACUUUCAGCUGGGGGAACAAUUUUUGUCACAUUUAGCAACAUUUGGCUGGGUUUUUACCCAACUCCCAUUGAUCGAUUACAUUUUUCUUUCAUGUUAACUUUUUUGUUUUUUUAAUCGCAACCAUUUUUUCUGGAACCAAACUGGGAUUUUCCCUCAUAUUAUGCACUUCCAUGGAUACGGGUGGCUCAGUGGUUAGCAUGCGAGCUGAGGAGCAGCAGCCCUUUCACGUCCGCUACAGGAUGGAGGUGUCCUGUCUGGAGCUGGCGUUGGAGGGUGAGCGGCUCUGCAAGGUGGGGGACUACAGAGCAGGCGUCUCCUUUUUUGAAGCUGCCAUCCAGGUGGGAACAGAGGAUCUACAGGUCCUCAGCGCUAUCUACAGCCAGCUAGGCAAUGCCUACUUCCACCUGCAUGACUACAACAAAGCUUUGGAGUUCCACCGGCAUGAUCUCACCUUGACCAGGACGAUUGGUGACCUGCUUGGAGAGGCCAAAGCCAGCGGAAACCUUGGCAACACGUUAAAAGUGCUUGGUCGGUUUGACGAGGCCGUGGUUUGCUGUCAGAGACACUUGGAUAUAGCGAGGGACAUUAAUGACAAGAUCGGACAGGCGCGGGCGCUCUAUAACUUUGGUAACGUUUACCACGCCAAAGGGAAAAGUAUCUGCUGGAGCGGAGCUGAGCCCGGAGACUUCCCAGACGAGGUCAUGACGGCACUGAGGAAGGCAGCAGAGUACUACGAAGCUAACCUGGCUAUAGUGAAGGAGCUUGGAGACCAGGCCGCUCAGGGUAGAACUUACGGUAACCUUGGCAACACGCAUUACUUGUUGGGAAACUUUGGUGAAGCGGUGACGUCCCAUGAGCAGCGACUGCUGAUAGCCAAGGAGUUUGGCGACCGCUCCGCGGAGAGACGAGCGUACUGCAACUUAGGGAACGCUUACAUCUUUUUGGGGGAGUUUGACGUCGCAGCUGAACACUACAAGAGGUCGCUGCAGCUAGCGAGGCAGCUGAAGGACCGCGCUGUGGAGGCGCAGGCUUGCUACAGUCUGGGUAACACCUACACGCUACUCCAGGACUACGAGAGAGCCAUAGAUUAUCAUCUCAAGCACCUCAUCAUAGCUCAAGAUCUCAAUGACAGGAUCGGGGAGGGUCGUGCGUGCUGGAGUCUUGGAAAUGCUUACACUGCUCUGGGGAACCACGAUCAAGCCAUGCACUUUGCUGAAAAGCACCUGGAAAUCUGCAAAGAGACUGGAGACAGGAGCGGGGAGCUGACGGCUCGCAUGAAUGUGUCUGAUCUUCAAACUCUUUUGGGAUUAAGCUACAGCACAAAUAACUCCACACUGUCUGAAAAUAAGGAUAUAGACUACAACCAACAUGGAGCGAGGCCCAGAAUGAGCCGGCGACACAGCAUGGAGAACCUGGAGCUGGUGAAGCUCACUCCAGACAAGAUGAACGGCCAAAAAUGGAGCAGUGACAUUUUGACUAAACAGGCUAAACCGUCUCUGGCGAAGAGCUCCUCCAAGCUGUUCUUUGUCAGCCGUCUGCGAGGAAAGAAGUACAAAACUGGGAGCUCCAGUAAGGUCCUCCAAGACACCAGUAACACUCUGGACACCAGUCAGACUCUCGCACCAGGACCACAGAAGCGACUCAGUCCUGACAUGCUGGGAGAUGAGGGCUUCUUUGAUCUUUUGAGCCGUUUCCAGAGCAACCGUAUGGAUGACCAACGUUGUUCAAUCCAGGACAGAGGGAGCAGAUUGUCGUUAAACAGCGGCCCUGCCUCUCCUCCCAGAAGCAUCAGAAAAUCCGUGUCAGAGUCCGUUAACAUCUCAGGCACCUCAGGCAGGCGGUUGGACGAGUCGCCAGCAGCAGGGGGAAGCCUGCCGGGACUGAGACUCCAUCAGAGCAGCAACCAGGCUGUUCUCAGCCACCUGAUGGCUAACGCGGAUGGUGCCGAGCCUGACAACGACUUCUUUGACAUGCUAGUCAAGUGCCAGGGCUCCCGGCUGGACGACCAGCGUUGUGCCCCUCCCCCUCCUCCAGUCCGAGGACCCACCGUUCCUGAUGAGGACUUUUUCAGCCUCAUCAUGCGCUCUCAGGCCAAACGACUGGACGAGCAACGCGUCACUUUGCCAUCUGCAGCCAGGUCCAGCUCAGAUGUAACUCAACACUAAAGGGACAAAUGUGUUUGAUGCUUUAAUGGACUGCAACAUUAUUGGCUAAGUAAAUGUCCUGUGUCUCUUCUAACAGUUGUCCUAUUGGACAUAAAGCACUGUCAACAUUAAAUGUAAAAUCUCAGAAUUUCAAGGAUUUGUUUUGUACAGCAGACAGCGUAGCAUCAGGGACAUUAUGGGCUCUUAUUUUUCUUUUAAAUGACUUUCUACUCAUGCAUUUCAUCCUUGUGUAUUUGUAGAUACACAACUGCCAUUAUAUUUGUAUUUAAUGUAUAUUUUUUUCUGUAAACUGCCGUCCCCCCCGCUGGUGAAUGAGUUCAAAUGGACAUACAGCACUUGUUUCAUACAUUCAGGUUUCAUGAAAUAUUUUAAAUCAAACUGAUAAAAUAACUGAUGGAACCUUU